CUCGCCCAGAAUCGGUGUCAGAAAAUCAAUAAUCAAAAAGCCAAAACUAACUAACAAACAAAAAAUAUUCCGUUUUACUCAACUCUACCGCACAACACAAAUAAGCUGAAAAAUCGCUUUCACUUUUUCACUUCUUCAAAUUUCUCAUUUCCAUGACUAUUGUAGCAGCUUCUUCUUCUUCACUGCUACUUUCUUCCGCCGCUGGAAUAAUGGAGCAAAAUUUUAAAAAAGAAGGGAUAUGUUACUCAUUAUCAUAUGGAGUAACUUGCAAUUCAAUCAAAUACGCUAUUGAUGGGCGAAGGGUGCAUGAUCUUACCAACACAAGAUGCAAAAGUCCAUUUUUUGGAUCACCGCGCUUCCUUUGGCUAUCCACAGCGCAUGAUUUCCUUUCAAAGAUUUGUGUUGCUGCGGACUAUUCAGAUUCCUUAUCUGAUUCAUACCAUCCCCUUGAAAAACUGAAAGUUUCCAAUGAUGUUCCACCAGCUAGACUCUCUUAUGCUGAAAUAGCUAGAACUACUAUUGAGGCUACUAAAGACGCUUUGCUAAUAUUUCCUGGUAUGGUACACUCUGAACGGCAUGACCAGAUUUCAUGGGCUGAGUCUCAAUUUGUUAUUGAUGAAUACGGAGAGAUAUAUUUUAGAAUAUUUGAUGACGAAAACCUUUUGGCAGAUCGUGGGGCAUAUAAUCCGGUGAAUGCUUUAUUUGGAAUGGACAUCCCAAUGUAUGAUAAUACAAGGAUAAUUAAUGAAUAUGACAUUUUCUAUGGUGGCAUCCCUGAUCCAUUCCUGAUUGAUGAUGAUUUUAUUGAGGUUCCCGAAAUUGAAGAGUUUAAUGCUCUAGUGAAUCCAAUUUACUUUUCGAAGUGCUUGGAAAAGGCUGUCAACAGGGAAUGUGAAAAGAGAAUGAGUCAUCCUUCGAAUGGUGUUUCCAUUCUAGGGAACCUUACACCAGCUUAUGCUGAUGAAGAGUUUUACAAAAGAAUGAGUGGUCUUGGAUAUAUGCCAGAUUUGGAAGGUUUUUUCCCAAAUCGUAUAAAUGAUGAAAGAGAGACUAAGUUUAUGUUCUAUAAGUUGGAGAUCGAACAAAUCAAGCUACACUGUGUGUAUGGAUCUCAGUCUGAAAUUAGCUUACUAGAGUUUCAAGAUGCUGAACCUGAUAUUCUUGUAUUCACUUAUUCGGAACUUCUCAAACGUUUCAACCGAAACUAUCAUGAUGCUCUUCAAGUGUUUUGCAAAAAGAAAGGUCUUGAUGCUGAGGAAGCACACUUGAUUGGACUUGAUAGCCUAGGUGUGGAUGUUAGAGUUUUCUCAGGGAAAGAAGUAAAAACUCAUCGCUUUUCGUUCAAAGUCCAGGCCAAGUCAGGAGAUAUGGCUGAAAAGCAGAUUGAGAAACUUUUGUAUACCCCAUCUCGGCGAAAAAAGAAUAUACAGCAGUCACGGCGGAGUAUCAAAAAACCAACAUGAAUUGAGUAUACCUAUACAACUUUAUUUUAAUACUUAAAAGUUUUGGCAAACGAGAGGUAAGGGCGUUGCUACUCUACCGAAUAAGAUCAGAGGUCGAGACAAUUAAGCUUGAACUUCAAUAGAGUCAUGGUGGUUACUGGUUACCCUUUUUCCCUACAUUACUUUCUCAUAGAUCUGACAUAUCAAAAUGUUAACUUUUUGUCUUUGCUGACAAGAAUAAAUUGUGAAGAUGUCAAUAGAUAGAACUGUUUUAAUGGCUUUACUAUAGUCCUGAUCAUCAUGGCCUGAGAAAAUUUUCUACUCAGGUUGUAAAUGUUUUCUUAGCAUUAUUUUAUGAAUAAUCCAUUAUGAUA
Molecule: messenger RNA, 1816 nt
Organism: Lathyrus oleraceus (garden pea)
Lineage: Eukaryota; Viridiplantae; Streptophyta; Magnoliopsida; Fabales; Fabaceae
Exons: 13
Coding region: 153-1463 (436 amino acids)
Source: RefSeq, a predicted model, not a curated record